UCGAUGUUGACGACGACGAUGUCUGGAGCAUGAUGCCCCAGGCAAAAUAGGAACGGGAGUCAGUUUAUCAAUUCUUCAUAAAUACAACGGGAUCCUCACUCGUUUACAAUGAUUCUCCCUCACCUGCACUCAUCCCCCUUCCUCACCUUUGUUCGGCGUCUCGUUCGGCCUGGGUGCUGCUAUCUAGUACACCAUGGUCCAAGCCUCUUUUCUGGCGACAGCCAUCGCCGUUAUUAUUUCCGGAUGCACUGUGUCUGCUCGAGGUGUAAUGGUUCCCAGGGCCUACUGCACCAACGGCAAGCAAGUGGUUGAGGGAAACACCUGUGAGAUCAUUGCGGACCGUCGUUGCACCAUCAGUGUUGCAAGACUCCAGCAACUGAAUCCACAACUCGACUGCUCCAACCUGCGCGUCGGCCAGCAUUUCUGCUGCAACGAGGGCGCAGUUAGGAGAGACCCGGAAUGCACCAACUACAAGACCGUCGUCGCCGGAAACACUUGCGCCAGCAUCGCCGACAAACGCUGUACCAUAUCGGAGUCCAGGUUCCGUCAACUGAAUCCGCACCUCGACUGUUCCAACCUGCAGGUCGGAACCGGCUUUUGUUGCAACGAGGGUUCCUUGCCGUUGCCUGACUGCACCAAUGUCAAGACGGUUGUCGAGGGCAAUACUUGUGCCAUUAUUGCUGAUCGUCGCUGUACGAUCAGCCUUGGAAACUUUGUAAACUACAACCCUCAUAUCGACUGCUCGAGGCUUGAGGUGGGCGAAAAGGUCUGCUGCAUGGAGGGGAAGCUCCCUGGAGGCCCCUCCCCCAACGCCGAUGGCACUUGUCAAGACAGGCAGGUUGUGGCGGGCGACUCCUGUUCAACGCUCUAUCAAAAGUGCAACAUUACCCCUUCGCUUCUGACCCAGUAUAACACAGCAACCAACUUCUGUUCCAAUCUAAAAGUCAACCAGUGGAUUUGCUGCUCACCUGGCACUCUCAAGGACAGGCGGCCCAAGCCGAAUGCUGAUGGGUCGUGUGCCACGUACACAGUCAGAUCGGGCGACUCAUGCAGCGUGAUCGAGGCUGCCAAUGGGCUAGUUGAUGGCGAUCUAGACACGUUCAACAAGAGGAAGACUUGGGGGUGGGCUGGGUGCAGCAAGCUUUGGCCCGACUCCAAGAUCUGCCUCAGCUCAGGGACCCCGCCAAUGCCCCUUCCCAUCGCCAAUGCGGUAUGUGGGCCACAGAAACCUGGGACAGUUGCUCCUCCCGCAGGCACCAACAUCAGCACCCUCAAUCCGUGUCCGCUCAACACGUGCUGCAACAUCUGGGGUCAGUGUGGCACCACCAAAGACUUCUGCGAAGUGACGGGCGAUGGGACUCCGGGAACGGGAACAUGCAUCAGCAACUGUGGCAUGACCAUUGUCAACAACAAUGCGCCGCCGGCAGAGUACAAGAAGAUUGGAUACUUCGAGGCCUGGAGCACCGACCGCGACUGCUUGUGGAUGGACGCUACCUCUAUUGACGAGACUCAGUUCACACACAUCCAUUUUGCCUUUGCCGACGUCACACCUGACUUUCGAGUUGAUGUCAGCAAGGUUCAGGCUCAGUUCAACAAGUUCAAGGCACUCAAGAGGUCCAAGAGGAUUAUCGCGUUUGGUGGUUGGGCUGCAUCGACGAGUCCCACCACAUUCCAGAUCUUCCGUGCUGGUGUGAACUCCGCCAAUCGCGCCACUCUUGCCAACAACAUUGCCAACUUCGUCAGAGAACAUGGACUGGACGGCGCUGACAUUGAUUGGGAGUAUCCUGCUGCCCCGGAUCUUCCCGACAUUCCUCCUGCGGACCCCAUCGACGGCCCCAACUACCUCGCCUUCUUACGGCUGCUGAGGGCUGGACUUCCCACCGGGAAGUCCCUCGCCAUUGCAGCGCCGGCCAGCUACUGGUAUCUCAAGGGCUUCCCAAUCAGGGAAAUGGGCAGCGUUCUCGACUACAUUGUUUACAUGACGUACGAUCUUCACGGCCAGUGGGACGCUGGGUCUAGGUGGUCUCAGGAUGGCUGUCCAAGCGGCAUGUGCCUUCGGUCCCAUGUCAACAUGACAGAGACAUACAAUGCCCUGGUCAUGGUCACCAAGGCCGGGGUGCCUGCCAACAAGAUCAUCGUCGGCGUCAGCAGUUAUGGCCGCUCUUUCAAGAUGAAAGACCCGAACUGCCGAGGGCCCAUGUGCGAGUAUACCGGCACAGCAAGUGUUUCCCACGCCAUGCCAGGCCCUUGUACUGGAGUCCAGGGCUAUAUUUCCAAUGCCGAGAUCCAGGAGUACAAAAACGUGAAUGAUAUCAACGUGACAACACACUACGACCAAGCCACACGUUCCAACAUCGCCAUCAUCAAUGGGACUUGGAUAGCCUACAUGGACACGGCAGAGAAGAAUGCUCGGUCCAACAUGUACAGGGGCUGGAACUUUGGUGGGACAAGUGAUUGGGCCAUCGACCUCGACACCUUUACUGAGCUCGAGCGCAAGGUCAGCGGGUCGGUCCUUACCAGCAGGUUCACCAGAAAAGGCGCUACCGGGGGCUCUACGCGCUGGUAUGAUCUGUCGUGCAGUAUCCCUGCAGUGGACACGGCAGACAUGGACAGAAAGCAGCGAUGGGAAGGGUUGAUGGCGGAUGAGGCGUGGGCUGACGCUAUAAAGGCCUAUCUAGCACGCACGAUGGACGUCGGAAGCCUUUCGUCGUGGAUUGUUGGCAAGUUCUUCCGUGGACACCAAGAUGUUCACUGUGGGACAUUGUUGCCGGCAAGCAACUGUCUGAGCCCACAGGAAAACUGCUACGACAAGGACAACAAACCGCCUAUACUGACGAAUGACCCUCCCGAAAGGACUGGUCCAGCAGGAAAGUUCAUCAUGAACUCAUUUGUUACUCUGGAACAGCUUUUUGUGAACUACUACGACGCCCUUAGAGAAGCGCAACAAGAUGUCAACCUAAUCAUCCCGGUGAUGGAAAAUUAUUUCAUGAAGGAAUUUGAUGAUACCUUUGCGAAACAGAUGGGCUAUAACAUCCUUGCUGCGAUUACCAGUCUUGUGACAGGUCCAUUGGUUGGGCACGUGCUGAGGAACUCCGCUGCAACGGAGGUAGUCAAUCAGGCGGUUUUGGCAACGGUAAUGACUUUCAAGGACAAGAACACUGGAGAUAUCGAGGACGAUCUUAGCAAGGCAUCCACGUUGGCAAUGGCCUUGAACGCUACCAUGACUCACUGGGAGAGGUCGGUUACCGGGUUCUCAGCCAAGCUGUUUGCUGGUCCAGAUAAGGAUGGCCACUUGACCCCACUUCUCGCCAACUUCAUGGCCGAGGGCAAGCUGAUAGGUGGUGGUGUGCCGAAGGAACAGCCUCGACCCGACAUCCUUCGGGUAGACGACAUGAAGGUCAUGAUCAGGAGGGCACUUUUCACCUUCAUGAUUCCUGUGGCGUGGAACAACAAUGACGAUGCGAACGUGGCUGUUUUGGAGACGGGAAAUGCCUGUAGGACCUAUGGCAAUCUCUGGCAGCGUUAUGUCCGGGAAGAAGAUGCCAAGAAGGCUGAGUUCUGUUUUGAAAACAAACAGUACCUGCUACUGGCAGCUAUGGGGCCCUACCAGAAUUGUUACCCAUUUGGGACUGGCGGUGGGCAGUCCUGCGACCAUGCGAUUUGGAGCCUGCCUCCCGGGUUUAACAAAUUGGACGAUUUUCAUAAUAUCAGUGCCACGGAUAUUAUGGAGGGAGCAUUGAGAACUUGGAGGAGGAACGGUGGGCAGAACGGAUACGAGUUUGAUCCCGACAAUCUCGCUAUGAAGGACUACUAUGACCCGGUGGACCCGAUGAGGAACAAGAUCAUCGACAUGGGACUGAUUCAGUUUCCUGUUUGCACGCUUGAUCAAGCUAAUUUGAGGUGGGGGCACCCGGGUCCGAAGGGAGACUUUUAUCCUUGCUGAGGGUGGUAUUUUGAAGCGGUUGGGGCUUGGAGAGCCGGGGGCUUGAACAAUCGUUGAGUUGAUGGUUUUCUGGGAAUGGAUGUUGUCUUUGUGUGAUACUUGGGCUACUCUGUAACGUGCAUGAU
Podospora bellae-mahoneyi is the source of this 4068-nucleotide messenger RNA. RefSeq lists its product as uncharacterized. Gene Ontology annotation, biological process: carbohydrate metabolic process. The transcript has 9 exons. Gene Ontology annotation, molecular function: chitin binding. The record is from RefSeq and is a predicted model, not a curated record. Bases 194 to 3943 code for a protein of 1249 amino acids. Lineage: Eukaryota; Fungi; Ascomycota; Sordariomycetes; Sordariales; Podosporaceae.